This is a messenger RNA of Patiria miniata (bat star), 621 nucleotides long. Its product is annotated as band 4.1-like protein 3. NCBI's taxonomy places the organism in Eukaryota, Metazoa, Echinodermata, Asteroidea, Valvatida, Asterinidae. The transcript is spliced from 5 exons. The record is from RefSeq and is a predicted model, not a curated record. Gene Ontology annotation, cellular component: cytoskeleton; plasma membrane. Bases 166 to 573 code for a protein of 135 amino acids.
GGCACUGCGGUUUUAUUUACCUAUCUAGCGUUCAUGGCGGUUCGAGUGCACCAGGCUAGACGUCUAAAAAUGUAAAUUGUCUGAGACGGUAAUUAUCGUGGAAUAUACCUGAAAAAUCGCGUUCAAACGCAGGAAAUUACAAAUGAGAAGUGCGUUUGACCAAAUAUGAGCCAGGAUUAUACGGAGACUAACGAGAAUACUCCCCCACCCUCAUCACCAGAACUGCAGUCGGAAGAGAGGCCGAAAGCACCCGUAAGUAUUUCGGAACCUGACGUAACCCAGUCUGCUCAAUCGACGCAGCAAUCCCAAGCUCCCAAACCUUCCAGUUCCCCCAAGCGAACCCAAUCUCAACCCGCCAAAAUGCAGAGGGUUACCAUCUUGUUGCUUGACGACACAAAGUUUGAAUGCGACGUUGAGAAACGUGGCAAGGGUCAGGCCAUUCUUGACAAGGCAUGUCAACAUUUGGACCUGAUGGAGAAAGACUACUUCGGUUUGGUCUACAAAGACAACCAGGAUGCAAGGACAUGGCUGGAUCCUACAAAAGACGCCAAGAAACAGAUCAGAAGUAAGUGAUUUUGUUGCUUUCACCAACUCAAAAUGUUAAAUUCACAGCGUAAUACC